Athalia rosae (coleseed sawfly) is the source of this 1369-nucleotide messenger RNA. Its product is annotated as male-enhanced antigen 1. The record is from RefSeq and is a predicted model, not a curated record. Bases 381 to 857 code for a protein of 158 amino acids. NCBI's taxonomy places the organism in Eukaryota, Metazoa, Arthropoda, Insecta, Hymenoptera, Athaliidae. Gene Ontology annotation, biological process: spermatogenesis. The transcript is spliced from 4 exons.
AAAUACUUGACGUUUCUGGGACAGUUCUGAGUAGUGACAGACGUCAAAUUUUGCUCCGAAAUUCCAUUCGGAUCUUACCUGAAGAAAGAAAUUAUUUUCUGAUGUAAAAGAAUUCCGUCUGAAUCUAUUUAUCUAAUAAAUUAAGAAUUCAUAGUACUACUCUGCAUAAGCCACUCCAAGGUGUGAUUCUGAAAGAACAUUAAACGUUAAGCAAAAUGUUGCCAUAACUCAGAGAGUGAGGUUAGAACUUUGCAUGAACAUAAUCAUUGACGAAGUUAUUUACAAAAAUUUCAGCAGUUCUUAGACUUAUCAUCGGUGGACAGAUAUAAUAAUCUAGAACGGAUCAACCUACUCAUUUCGAGCCUAUUCUAAGAAGUUCAAUGAUGCCUCCUGAACCAACUCAGGAGCCUAUAGAGGAAAACCUCAAAGCACCAGAUCUUAAUGUAGGAGCCACGGCUGUCAAUGAGUCAGAUAGUGAAGACGAUGAAUCUGGGCUUGGAGGCUACAUGCCUCUUUCUCAAGUAGCUCUUGAUAGUGAUCCGAUGUUGGAUGAUGAUGAAGAUGAGGAUGAUAACUGGAUAUCAGCUUCAAUAGAUGCUAAUCACAUGUUGCCUUCGGUACCAGAUGACAUCCAAGAAGAGGCUUGUCCAUCAGAAGUUCUGCAAGUAUGGUCUUCACUAUCGAACCAGUCUGACAUAGACUUGGAUGCAGAAAAAAUUAAUCAAGUGAAAACGGCAAUGGCUUCUUUUGCAUUACCUAGCACCGCAUUCCCAGAAUGGGCAAACAGUGUAUCAGAGGAACAAUGGAAACAGAUACUCAUCACCCGAAUCAAAGAAAUGCAGAGUAGAGAUAAUUGAGCAAACUUCUCAAUGGGAUCAGAACAAUCCCAUUGAAAAAUUGAAGUGGUGCUUUACUAUCAAAUAUUAAUCAAUUUAUAUAAUAAUUCUAUUAGUAUAAAUAAUCAAACCCCAUGUUUGUAAUUAAAUGUUACUUUCGUGUGCACGGAAAAAACAGCCCUAGGUAACAAAAUAUGCGUUGAAUACCUUUGGACUGCAGUCAAUAGUGCAUUGUUGGAAAGUAUUGAUCUUCUUUAGUGUUAAGCACCCUUUUUUUCUAAUGCCUCGCCGUCCUCUCUUCGAAUCUGUUUGACGGGAUAUCAACUGAUUUGAGGUAAACUGAAAACGUCUACCACCAAAUACUAGGUUCUAGUGAUGGAUACUAGAGCCAACAUGGAACCAAUGAGCGUUUGCAUGAAAAUAUGGUAAGCGAUAAAAUCUAGUUUACUCAACGAAUUCUUCUUAGGUAUACAUACGUGUGGAAUUUAAUUCUAUCUCGAGCUAAUAAAACGUAUAAUUUUAUCUGGAAAAAA